Molecule: messenger RNA, 939 nt
Organism: Chinchilla lanigera (long-tailed chinchilla)
Lineage: Eukaryota; Metazoa; Chordata; Mammalia; Rodentia; Chinchillidae
Product: taste receptor type 2 member 14-like
Exons: 1
Coding region: 1-939 (312 amino acids)
Biological process (GO): G protein-coupled receptor signaling pathway; detection of chemical stimulus involved in sensory perception of bitter taste; sensory perception of taste
Cellular component (GO): membrane
Molecular function (GO): bitter taste receptor activity; G protein-coupled receptor activity
Source: RefSeq, a predicted model, not a curated record
AUGAAUGGUACUGUACAGAGCACAUUUGCAAUCAUAACUUUUGUGGAAAUUAUUGUUGGAUAUUUAGGAAAUGGAUUCAUAGCACUGGUGAACUUUAUGGACUGGGUUAAGAGAAGAAGGAUCUCUACAACUGAUCAAAUACUCAGUGCCUUGGCAAUCUUCAGAAUUGUUGCGCUCUGCAUAGGACUCAUAAGUACACUGGUACUUGCAUUUUCCCCUGAUUUGUUCAUUACUGAAGGCAUGUUAAGACUGAUAAAUGUUACCUGGAUGGUGACCAAUCAUUUUACCCUUUGGCUGUCUACUAGCCUCAAUACCUUUUAUUUUCUUAAGAUAGCCAAUUUUUCUAACUCUACCUUUCUUUACCUACAGUGGAGAGUUAAAAAAGUGGUUUCAAAGAUUCUGUUAGUGUCUCUGUUCUUCUUAUUUUUAAACAUUGCACUGGCAAGCAAACACACGGACGUCUGGAGUGAUGCAUAUAAAAAAAAUAUAUCUUACAACUCCAAACUGAGAGAGUUUGGACACAUUUUCAAAACUCUGACAUUUAUAAAUUGUUUAUCCACAUUUUUACCAUUUAUUUUGUCAGUGACAAACUUGCUUCUGCUCAUUUUCUCUAUGUGGAAACACCUUAAGAAAAUGCAACAUGUUGCCAAAGGCUGUACCAAUGCCAGCACCGCAGCUCACAUGAAAGCCUUGCAAACUGGAUUUGCCUCUCUCCUGUUUAACAUUAUUUUCUUUCUGGUUCUUAUCAUACAAAUUGCAAGCUUUGAAUUCCUGGGUGAGAAUUUUGCCAUCAUGUACGACCAGGUGAUUGGAGUUACUUUUCAUUCUAGUCACACUUUUGUCCUGAUUCUGGGAAACAGUAAGCUGAGACAGGCCUCUCUUUCAGUGUUGAGGUGGCUGAGGUACAGGUCCAAACAUACAGAAUCCCCAGGUCAGUAG